AUGCGUCAUAGUAAAGUGUCAGCCUUGAUUCAUAACUCAGCAGCUUAUCCAAAUCUCAAUUCUUGUAGCGUCGAAGUCCACUUCCAAGAUGUUGUCGAUUCUGCCAACGGAUCUUCAACUGUCGUCCCUGGUACAGAGCUGGUGAUUACUCGUAAAUCCUUCCGAAACAAUAGCUCAAAGUAUAUGAUUAAUGACAAAGAAAGUAAUUUCACUGAGGUAACAACGCUAUUGAGAGAACGAGGAAUCGAUUUAGACCACAAGAGAUUUCUAAUUCUUCAGGGAGAGGUCGAGAGUAUUGCCCAGAUGAAACCCAAAGCUGACAAUGAUAAUGAUGAUGGUCUCUUGGAGUAUUUGGAAGACAUUAUUGGUACAUCACAAUAUAAAAAGGCUAUCGAGGAAUCCCUGGCAGAGGUCGAAGUUCUCAAUGAGGAUUGUGUUCAGAAGCAGGACCGCUUGAAGAUCGUCGAAACUGAACUUAACAGUCUCGAGGAUCAAAAAAAUGAUAUUGUGACCUAUCUUGAGCUUGAAAAUGAACUCGCAUUCAAGCAGUCAGCUCUAUGGCAACUACAAGCCUACCUUUGUCAGAAGAGAGUUGAGCUCAGCAAAUCCAUCGUCGAGGAACAACAUGCCAAACUGAAGGCUGAACUUGAUAGAACUACUGUCAAUUCUGAAGAAAUUGAAGUUUUGAAAAAGGAUCACGCUCAAAAGCUGAAGGAGUUAGACUUAAUCAAGAAGACACUGAGCGAGAAAUCAAAAUUGCUUUCGAAGCAUGAGAUUGAGAAAGUCAAGGUUGAGGAGAGAAAGAAGCAUCUGGAUUCCAAGAGGAAGAAACUGGAGAAGUCCAUAGAGGCAGCGACACAUUCUAAGGUCGAAACCGAAACGUGGCUUUCUAAUUAUCAAGAAGAAUCUAGCCAGCUGUCUGACCAACUCAAGGGUCUUCAAAAAUCCUUAGAGAAUGAAAACUGCCAACUAGAAGCUAUCCAAGAUGAGCUCAAGGACAAGACGGCUGAGUUUACCGAUCAAAUCGAAACGAUCCAGAAGAAAUUGGAGCCAUGGCGAGAAAAGACUAGGUCAAAGGAGUCUGAAAUUGCCGUUGCCAACAGUGAGUUAGAACUCUUGAAAGAGCGCGAGUCGCAAGGUGAAAAGUCGUUAAACGAAUCUAAGGAAAAUAUCACUAUUACUAUGAAGGAAGGGCGUGCAAAGGAGCGAGAAAUGGAAAAACUCAAGAAGGAACUUGAACAUGUGACUAGUCAGAUUAGUAUGGGAGUUAAGGAGUGCGACCAGGCAUCAAUUAAAUUGGCGAAAAUGAAGCAGCAGUUAGUUAAUGGUAGACAAAGAGUUGAUGCUGCCAAAGAAGCGCUAAGCUCCACUACCUCACAAAAUAAGGUACUCACCGGAUUGACCAGAUUGAACGAUUCCGGAAGAAUUCAAGGCUUCAGAGGACGCCUCGGUGCCUUAGGAACCAUUGAUGCUAAAUAUGAUGUUGCAAUUUCUACCGCUUGUCCUUCUCUCGAUAAUAUGGUUGUUGAUACUGUCGCUGCUGGUGAACAGUGUGUUGAUUACCUGCGAAAACAGAACCUCGGCCGUGCCAAAUUCAUCCUACUAGAGAAAUUACCGAAGCGAGACUUAUCUCCCAUCCAAACUCCUGAAAAUGUCCCGCGGUUAUUUGACUUAAUUGUACCUUCUGCUCCCGAGUACGCCCCAGCCUUCUACAGUGUAUUGUUUGAUACUCUUGUUGCUAAGGAUGCUGAUCAAGCCAGAAGAAUUGCUUAUGGCAAAAAGAGAUGGAGAGUUGUCACCCUCGAUGGUGUGAUUGUUGAAGCGUCCGGCGCAAUGAGUGGUGGUGGUGAGAUUUCGAGAGGAAAGAUGGCAGCUGGUCUUACAGAAGGUGCAUUGUCAGAGGGUCAAGUUCAGGAAUUGGAGAGAGUACAAGACGAGCAUGAGAAGAAGUAUAAAAUUGCUGAAAAUACUGUGUUGACUAUGCAAACCACAUUGAAGGAGUUACAGGAACGUAAGCCAGAAAUUGAAUUAGAAAUCUCAAAGGUCGAACUUGAUAUUACUGCUUUGACAGCCAGGCUUAAUGAAGCAAAGAAGCAGUCUGCUGAGCUUGCCAAAUCACUUGAAGCAAAUCGCCCAGAUCCUAGCACCCUGAAGCGGUCUGAAGAGCAUGUCGCCAAAUUGGAAGCCGAAUUAAAACAACUAAGAUCACACAGCGAGGGCUUGGAGCAAGAUGUGGCCGAUUUGCAAGAGAAGAUUAUGGAUGCAGGAGGUGUUCGUUUAAGAGUGCAAAAGUCGAAAGUUGAUGGUAUUAAAGAGCAGAUUGAAUUAGUCAAUACGAGGUUAGCAAAUGGCUUGAAGGAAAAUGCCAAGGCUAAUAACGAUUUCAAGAAGCAUUCCAAGACCAUCGAUAACUGCGAGGCAGAGAUUUCAGCAUCUACUCAAGAGCUAGAAGAAGCAAACAAAGAGCUAAGCGAGAAACAAUUGAUUAUUCAACAAUUCGAGCAGCUUGUUUCACAACUUAGUGACCAAUUGGAAGAAAAACAAGAAAUCCUUGAUGAGCUAAAAUCUGAGCUUGAUGCAAAGCAGAAAGAUAUUGAUUCGCUACGGUCUCGUGAAAUCGAAAUCAAAAACACUAUCGAUCAGCAUGAAAAGACCAUUAAAGACGAGUCAAACAGCCUCAGGUCCUGGAUUUCGCAAUUACAGAAGCUGCAACUUCAUGAUCUAAGCGAGAUCAAGGCCGUCCGUGUAAAGAAAGAGAAGCCAUUGAAAAAAUCUUUACCAAGGCAAGAUGUGGAGGAGGGAGAAGAGGCGGAAGGCAACGAAGAAGAUGAAGAUGUGAAUGAAGACGAAGAUGUUGCCAAUAAGUCGAUCCUAAACAAGACGGAAUUAUUUGAAUAUUCUGCGGAUGAGCUAGAGGCAAUGAACAAAGCUGAGUUGAAACGCGAAAUUGAAUCUCUCCAGACCAAGGGUCAGAACGCCAAGGUUGAUAUGCAGAUUCUCAAAGACUAUAAGCGCAGGGUAGAAGAGCAUGAUGCCAGACGUUUAGCACUCAACGAGUCCGUCACGGCAAGGGAUACAGUUAAAAAGAUGUGUGAUGAUCUACGUAAUCGCCGUUUGGAAGAGUUCAUGACAGGCUUUAACAGCAUCUCUGGCAAGCUAAAAGAAAUGUACCAAAUGAUUACCAUGGGUGGUAAUGCUGAGUUGGAGCUGGUGGACUCUUUGGACCCGUUCUCCGAGGGUAUUCUGUUUAGUGUUAUGCCUCCCAAGAAGAGCUGGAGGAACAUUUCCAACCUUUCUGGUGGCGAAAAGACAUUAAGCUCCUUGGCUCUUGUUUUUGCACUACACCAUUAUAAACCUACGCCAUUGUACGUAAUGGACGAGAUUGAUGCAGCUUUGGACUUCAGAAACGUUUCUAUUGUUGCCACUUAUAUCAAGGAACGUACAAAACAUGGCCAAUUCAUAGUCAUCUCCUUGAGAAAUAAUAUGUUUGAACUCGCUAAGCAGCUUGUUGGCAUCUAUAAAGUCAAUAAUAUGACCAAAAGCAUUGCUUUGCAAAACAACGACUAUAUUCAUGGGCAAGACAGUUCAAACACCACAAUUUUACCAUAG
Molecule: messenger RNA, 3609 nt
Organism: Sugiyamaella lignohabitans
Lineage: Eukaryota; Fungi; Ascomycota; Dipodascomycetes; Dipodascales; Trichomonascaceae
Gene: SMC4
Product: condensin subunit SMC4
Exons: 1
Coding region: 1-3609 (1202 amino acids)
Biological process (GO): mitotic chromosome condensation
Cellular component (GO): chromosome
Molecular function (GO): ATP binding; ATP hydrolysis activity; protein binding
Source: RefSeq, a predicted model, not a curated record